Annulohypoxylon maeteangense is the source of this 2357-nucleotide messenger RNA. RefSeq names its product S-adenosyl-L-methionine-dependent methyltransferase. The record is from RefSeq and is a predicted model, not a curated record. Gene Ontology annotation, molecular function: tRNA (uracil(54)-C5)-methyltransferase activity, S-adenosyl methionine-dependent. Bases 42 to 2150 code for a protein of 702 amino acids. Lineage: Eukaryota; Fungi; Ascomycota; Sordariomycetes; Xylariales; Hypoxylaceae. The transcript has a single exon. Gene Ontology annotation, biological process: tRNA processing.
CAAUCAGAGGCCCGGCAUUCCAAAGAUAUUUUAUUCUUCAGAUGCUUAACCUUAAAAAAAAGUAUUUUCAGAAAAAAAAGACAUUGAAAAAAAAACUUGGAAACAAGAUAUUGAAACCAAUGCGCCUCUACACCACAGUGGUCUCGCGAUUGGUUCUGAGAGGAAACAGGUCUAUACAUCCUCUGACUUCUUCUUAUCCAUCAUCGUUAAUUAAGCCCCUCAUCUGCUCUAGACCAUUUCAUUUUCAACAACAGCAAAACGCUAAGAAAAGGAAACCUGAAUUUCCUGUCUUUGAUGAUUUCAAUAACGAGGAGUGGCCGCAAUUUACAAAAACUGGAGCCCAACAGCCUAUAUCGUUAGACAAAUUCAACGAAUGGUUGGAAAUGGCAGAUCAACCAAAGGAAAAAUCUGGUCAGAAAAAUGGCGGCGGGAAAAGAUCUCAUCCCCAGCAAAAGAUGAAGAAAGAAAAGAAGUAUCAGAAGAAGCCCCGUAAGAGGGAGAGGGAUAUGACCACCGGUUCCAACGAAGAGGUCUUAGCCUUUGAUAUACAGAGUCUUAAAGAGUCCCUGGUUCAGGAUGACGAUGGAAAGAAUGAGACAGAUGAGGCUGCACUUGAAAUCCUGCCAGAAGAAGGCUCCGAAAUUGACGUAGAUGUCGUCGAGCUCGCAUCAACGGGAGAAGGGUUAGCCUUACAGAAAGGCUCCAAAAGGAUCUAUGUUGUGCCGUUUGGGAUCCCUGGUGACACCCUCAAGGUGAAAGCAUAUCGCCACCUACAAUCGGAAGGGUAUACCGUUGCAGACUUCAUCUCAGUGGUGACACCAUCCCCAUCCCGCGAUGACAGUCGUGUCCAAUGCAAAUACUUUUCCACAUGCUCGGGAUGCCAGUUUCAAAUGCUGGAUUAUGCCGAGCAACUACGCCUCAAGAAGCGCAUCGUCGAGAAGGCUUACCGGAACUUCUCCCAACUGCCUCCCGAGCUCAUCCCCACAAUCCAGGACACUAUGGGCAGCCCGCUACAGUACGGCUACCGCACUAAACUGACGCCACAUUUCGACGCCCCCCAGGGCUGGCGUAAGACGAAGCAACCUUUUAAACAAUGCCCUCCUAUAGGCUUCAUGCCCAAGGGCAAGCGACACACGUUAGAUAUUGAGGACUGUCCCAUCGCCACAGAUGCCGUACGGCUUGGGAUGAGGAACGAGCGCGCACGUAUGGCCGUCGAGUACGGCAAAUACACGCGCGGCGCCACCAUAUUACUUCGUGAGAGCACCAGGCGCGUCCCAAAGAAGAGAGAAAGCAGCCCAUCAUCAUCUCCAAAAGAAGCCUCAACCACAGAACCCCCACGCUCCCGCCCCCCCUCAAUCCCACCUCCCGACGCCCCCUCCGUCCGCGUAGAAACAGACACCUACACCGACAUUAAAACCUGCGUGACCGACAACAACGGCACAUCAACCGAAUACAUCGGAUCCUACGUCUUCCACAACCCCGCCGGCUCCUUCUUCCAAAACAACAACUCCAUCCUCCCGGACUUCACCUCCUACAUCCGCUCGCACAUCCUGCCCCCCGACACCGACACCACCACCGACAUCACCAACCUCUCUCUCGCCACCCCCGCAAUCAAGAACCUAAUAGACGCAUAUUCCGGCUCGGGGCUCUUCACCAUAACCCUCUCCUCGCUCCUAACCGGCAGCAGCGUCGGCGUCGACGUCUCCGACGCCAGCAUAGCCUACGCCUCGCACAACGCGCGCGCAAACGCCAUCCCCCUCGAACGCGCGCGCUUCAUCGCCGCCGACGCGAAACAGCUGUUCACUCCCACCAUCCAUAAACGCUACCCUCCCGACGAAACCGUCGUCGUCCUCGACCCGCCCCGCAAGGGGUGCGAUACCGAUUUCCUAAGCCAGUUGUUGCGGUUCGGCCCGAAGAGGGUUAUUUACGUGAGUUGCAACGUGCAUACGCAGGCGCGGGAUGUGGGGAUGUUGGUGCGUGGGGAGGUGGAUAUGCCUGGUGGUGAGGGUGUUGAGUUGGAGAUGGGGAAUGGGGGUGGGAAUGGGAAGAAGACGAAGUACUCGAUUGAGAGUUUACGGGGCUUUGACUUUUUCCCGCAGACGGGACAUGUAGAGGGGGUUUGUGUUUUGAAUCGUGUUGAUGAGGAGUAGGGUUGCUGUGAUUUAUCGGAUGCUGAACUUAUAUACAAGUGCCUAUGGAUGGGAUGAUACAAUGUUCUGGUUGAGCUGAGUAUCUGCUCUACUCUUUAGGAUGAGAUGGGAACGAUGCACCAUAGAAAAGUUAGCUUACACUUAUAAGGAAUACAUGGUUUGGGAUGAUGAUAUACGUCAUGUCACACAAUGUACAUACAAAUUGGC